Messenger RNA from Salvia hispanica, 1588 nucleotides. Lineage: Eukaryota; Viridiplantae; Streptophyta; Magnoliopsida; Lamiales; Lamiaceae. The record is from RefSeq and is a predicted model, not a curated record.
UGCUAAAUUAACACAUGUUCUUCAUACAUUACUCGAUUCAGGAAUCGAUUUGAGCGAGCUGCGAGUUGUGGCCGUUAGCUGUUCAUCGUGAUGAUCUCCCAGUUCUUCGUGCUUUCGCAGAGAGGCGAUAACAUCGUCUUCCGCGACUACCGUCGUGAUGUACAGAAAGGAAGUGCAGAGAUAUUCUUCCGCAAAGUAAAGUUCUGGAAAGAAGAUGGCAAAGAGGAAGCACCGCCUGUAUUUAAUCUGGAUGGCGUGAACUAUUUCCAUGUGAAGGUCGUUGGCUUGCUCUUUGUUGCAACCACAAGAACCAACUUGGCCCCUUCCUUAGCUUUAGAGCUUUUGCAGAGGAUUGCGCGUGCCAUCAAAGAUUAUCUUGGAGUUCUUAAUGAAGAGUCUAUGCGAAAAAAUUUUGUGCUAGUCUAUGAGCUUCUUGAUGAAGUUAUAGAUUUUGGAUAUGUUCAAACAACAUCUACUGAGGUAUUGAAGUCUUAUGUCUUCAACGAACCAAUUGUGGUUGACGCUGCACGCUUGCCAACCCUGGGCCCUGCAGCCUUAUUUAUGCAAGGAAACAAAAGAAUGCCGGGUACUGCUGUUACAAAAUCAGUCGUGGCAAAUGAUCCUGGGGGCAGGAAAAGGGAGGAAAUCUUUGUUGAUAUCAUUGAGAAAAUAAGUGUUACCUUCAGCUCGAGUGGAUAUGUAUUGACUUCUGAAAUUGAUGGUACUAUCCAAAUGAAGAGUUAUUUAACGGGAAACCCAGAAAUCAGAUUAGCUCUCAAUGAUGACCUACACAUUGGAAGAGGCAGCGUACCGAGUUUUGGCUAUAGUGGUUCUUCAGGGACAGGAGCAGUUAUUCUGGAUGACUGCAAUUUUCACGAAUCUGUACAUAUGGAUAAUUUCGAUAUAGACAGAACACUGAGUCUGGUACCACCCGAUGGGGAGUUUCCUGUCAUGAAUUAUCGCAUUACUCAGGAAUUUAAGCCACCCUUUACAAUCAACACCUUAAUUGAAGAAGCAGGAUCACUAAAGGCUGAGGUGAUUCUGAAGAUACGUGCUGAGUUUCCUUCAAGCAUCACUGCUAACACUAUUUUAAUAGAAAUGCCAUUACCAACAUAUACAACAAGAGUCAAUUUUGACUUGGAUCGCGGUAUAGUUGGUCAGAAUGCUGAUUUCAAAGAAUCGCAAAAGAAACUUGAAUGGAACAUCAAGAAGAUUGUAGGGGGUUCAGAACACACUCUACGAGCAAAGUUAAAUUUUUCACAGGAAUUGCAUGGAAAUAUCACUAAAGAAGCUGGGCCUGUGAGUUUAACCUUCACAAUCCCUAUGUACAACCCUUCAAGACUACAGGUAAAGUUGAUGAUAUGAUUUAAAAUCGAAGUGAUGCAUAAUGUCUAUAGUUGUAGGACUAAUCUUCAUAACUACUUCAUGCUAUGCUAUCGGUCCACACCGAUAAAUGAAUAAAAUAAAGCCCGAGUGGAUUACUUUGAUAAAUUUCUUAUGACACAGGAGUCAAAGCUCAGUGACUAAACAAAUAAAGAGUAUUUAGGGAAAGUGUUCAGGACUUCAUUUCAGCCAAAAAAAAAAAGAA